CUUUUCCCCAUAUGCGAAAAGGCUUGGCAAUGGCUAUUUCUCUUUCCUCCUAGUUUACGAUUCCGCCACCGUCGAGCACCGCAGACGUUUGAUUCAACCGCCGACUGAUUGUACCGUGGAUUUUCCUUCAAACCCUAAUCCCGAUUUGGUUUCUUGUCUCGAGAAGACGCCGUGAUCGAUUCAGUUUUCUUCUCAAGACGCAAGCUUUCUUUUUGUCGCGAUUUCGUCUCGUUCAGCUCCAAUUCGAUUCGGCUCGGUAGAUGGCUCGCGGCGACUCGACAACUUUUCUCGGUCCUGGAUUCCGGUUCCACCCCACUGAUGAGGAGCUGCUCCGGUACUACCUGAAGAGAAAGGUCACUAACAAGCCCGUCCGCUUUGACCCGAUUUCCGUCGUUGACGUCUACAGAACGGAGCCUUGGGAUCUGCCUGAUCGAUCGAAGUUGAAGAGCAGGGAUUUGGAGUGGUACUUCUUUAGUUUAUUGGAUAGGAAGUAUGGUAAUGGGUCAAAGACGAAUCGGGCUACCGAGAAAGGCUACUGGAAAACAACUGGGAAGGAUAGGCCUAUCCGCUCCAAUUCUGCAAUCGUGGGGAUGAAGAAAACUCUUGUCUACCACCUUGGGCGUGCCCCGCACGGUGAGCGUUCCAAUUGGGUGAUGCAUGAGUACCGCCUUUCUGAUGAGGAGUUGGGGAAAUUCGGAAUUGGGCCGGAUACUUAUGUCCUUUGUAGGAUUUUCAGAAAGAGUGGAACUGGACCAAAAAAUGGCGAACAGUAUGGAGCGCCUUUUGUCGAGGAGGAAUGGGAAGAUGAUGAAGUCCCUGUUGUGACUGGUCAAGAGAUCGUUUCCCCUGAUGGCGUGGCUGAGAUUGACAGUGAAUAUGUGGAUGCAGAAGAAUUUGAACAGAAACUUUUUGCUGGAACUGAUUGCGAGAAUGUUGAUGUUCCACCGACCUUCUACUAUGAAGAGAAGAGCACUAAAAUAGAGAAUGUCGGAAGCUCUGAUGAAGAUGGUCCUAAACCCCUUCUGGCCGAGCCUCUAAACACCUUGGCAGUACCAGUUUAUCCACAGUUGCCUCAUCUAUCUGGGCAAAAUGAGAUGGGUGACAAUUGUGUAGAUGCACAGUAUAUUGCUAGUUCAAGCAAGGACUUGAAUCCUCUUGACAACGGGGAUUUCCAUGGUAGACCGUAUACAGAUACUGCUAACAGUGAAUAUGCCGAAGGGCUUUUCUUGGAAGCAUCAGAACUGUCGAACCCUCUGGAGCCACGUUCAGACCCUGCCGAUUUCAACUUCGAGGAUUUCCUUGAUUUAGAUGAGUUGGACUUUGAUCUAUCUGAUGUAUUGAGAAGUGACGAUUUCACUUCUGACCAGUCACCUGAAUCCGACAAGGUUUCAAAUGGGGUAGAUGAUGAUCUUCACUCUAGGAGCGAGAACCCGUUGAGCAUGCAUGGUGAUGCAUCGUCCUCGGAGCAGAUACCUGAUUCCACCGUGCAGAAACCGUAUAGCAUGAAAUCCGAAACCGAUAUGAACUACCCGUUCAUUAGCAAAGCGAGCCGGAUGUUGGGUAAUAUACACGCACCCCCUGCAAUGGCCGCAGAGUUCCCCGUCAAGGGAGCAGCUCUCCGCUACGCCUCAGCUCAACCUUCCAGCUCCUCGAUUCACGUCACUGCUGGUAUGAUCACAAUAGAGAACAUGACGCUGAGAGGCGACGCGAUGGAUGGGUCUGGUUUCGGGAAGAACAUGGGGGUCAAUGUCGUCUUGUCGUUCACUUGGCCGCAGGGAGCUGGUGGUUCGAGUUUGAAGACAGGAUCCAUGGCUUCUAGGGCCUGGAUGUGCCUGAUGUUCUUCUGGGUCCUGAUUCUUUCCGUGAGCUAUAAGAUUGGGAUCAGUAUCUGCGCGAAGUAAUAUCUAUCAUUAUAGACGUCUACACGGGGGUUAGCGUUUUGCUAUCAGACAGACAGGUAUAUUGUUAUUUGUAGGAGUGGGGAGGCGGGACUAACGAUCAGACUGAUUAAUUUCUUUCACGUUUCUGUGUGUUCGCCUCUGUUUUUUUUAUGAGAUUUGUGGAACACUUGAAUCUAUUAUAUCAUUAUAGACACUCUGCAUACUUUUUUCAAGCUACACAGCUUUACCAUGACAGAGAGCCGUUCUGAUUAGACUCAUCGCUGCUGUUGGUAUGGUUU
Linum tenue is the source of this 2179-nucleotide messenger RNA. NCBI's taxonomy places the organism in Eukaryota, Viridiplantae, Streptophyta, Magnoliopsida, Malpighiales, Linaceae. The record is from the annotation of a GenBank genome assembly.